Molecule: messenger RNA, 869 nt
Organism: Daldinia vernicosa
Lineage: Eukaryota; Fungi; Ascomycota; Sordariomycetes; Xylariales; Hypoxylaceae
Exons: 3
Coding region: 76-681 (201 amino acids)
Source: RefSeq, a predicted model, not a curated record
CAAACCAUCACCGUCACCCUAGGGAACAAUUCUUCUUUUCUACAGCUGCAACAGUGACAGUAACCCGCUGUAAACAUGGCCGACGAGAUCCGCCAGACGCCCAUCCCCGUACCUCACGUCUACGGGCAACCAGCCCCAGCAACCGACACAGCAACACCACCACCACCACCAACAACUACUACAACGACGUCUCUCGCCGGAGACACAGCAGCUAUGACCAUCGAGCAACCACCUCUCGCUCCCAGCACCGAGCAAGCAGCAUCUCCAGCCCCCACCACAACCACAACCACAACCACCAACGCCGCACCCGCACCCUUACCCACAACCGCGCCCGCAACAACGCCCUCCAACGCACCAAGUCCCAGCCCAGCCGCCGCCGCCACCACUACCGCCGCACCGCCCGCCCGCACCGGCACGCCCCUCCGCGCAACCAACGGCCAGCAAGAAGCUGCUAAUUCCUCCUCCUCGCGCGCCGCCUCGCAGCACCCGGAUCCGGGGUUCACCAUGCCCGCCGAGGCCCCGCCCCACGGCGCCCCCGUCCGCCAGUACCUCAACUCCAAAGUGACCGGCCCGUUGUUGGACGGCAUGAAGAUGAUUGCCAAGGAGCAGCCCAAGGAUCCCCUGCGCGCUCUAGGCGAGUACUUGCUCCAGCGCUCCAAGGAACUCGAGUCGACAACAUAGUGAGGGAGGGUUAAGCCAGGUAGUAGGCAAGCAAGCAUGAGAAUGGAGUUCGGGGAAGGGGGAAAAAAAAAUUCAAUUAUGGCAUUACAGAUUCCGCAUUAUAGAUUUCGUCUUUCACGAUGAUACCAUUGCUUUAGGAACGGAACGAUUACUAUUAGGAGGACAAAUAUAGACUUGCUAGGACGUUG